Molecule: messenger RNA, 1299 nt
Organism: Prunus mume (Japanese apricot)
Lineage: Eukaryota; Viridiplantae; Streptophyta; Magnoliopsida; Rosales; Rosaceae
Product: Mitochondrial substrate carrier family protein
Source: RefSeq, a predicted model, not a curated record
CCUGUAUUAAGCUAAAACCCAAAAAGGAGAAGAAAAAAGAAGAAAAAAACCCAUAAACCCUAACCAGUGAGAUAGAGAGUGACAUUUCAAUGGCGAUACAGAGCUCCACUUCGAGCGAUACAACUCAGAAACACUUCUUUGUAAUGAAGGAGUUUCUGUGGGGAGCUAUCGCUGGAGCAUUUGGGGAAGGAAUGAUGCAUCCAGUUGACACCGUAAAGACGCGUAUCCAGAGCCAAGCUAUGCUUACCGCAAGUAAGAACCCAAAGAGCAUACUGCAGAUGGUACGAGCAGUCUGGAUUGCUGAUGGAUUAAGGGGCUUUUAUAGGGGUAUAGCUCCUGGUGUCACUGGUUCUCUUGCAACUGGAGCAACAUAUUUUGGUGUUAUAGAGUCAACCAAAAAGUGGAUUGAAGAAUCACAUCCAAGCCUUGGGGGACAUUGGGCACAUUUCAUUGCCGGAGCUGUUGGAGAUACACUUGGUUCUUUUGUAUAUGUUCCAUGUGAAGUGAUGAAGCAACGCAUGCAGGUUCAAGGCACACUGACUUCUUGGAGUUCUGUCAUGAUGAAAGAUAAUCUCUCUAUGAAGCCUAGUCUCCAAAUGUAUGGUUAUUAUACUGGGAUGUUCCAGGCUGGCUGCUCAAUAUUGAAGGAACAGGGGCUGAAAGGAUUAUAUGCAGGGUACUGGUCCACACUCGCAAGAGAUGUGCCUUUUGCUGGUCUAAUGGUUGUGUUUUAUGAAGGCUUGAAAGAUUUGACAGAGUAUGGGAAGCAAAAUUACAUACGCGAUCCAAAUUUCCGUAUUAAUAGUUCUGUUGAAGGACUCAUACUAGGAGGAUUGGCUGGUGGGUUUAGUGCAUAUCUUACCACUCCCUUGGAUGUGGUCAAAACAAGAUUGCAAAUACAGGGAUCAACCUUGAGGUAUAAUGGCUGGUUGGAUGCAAUUCGUAGCAUAUGGAUGGUUGAAGGUGCACGUGGGAUGUUCAGAGGUAGCAUCCCCAGGAUUACAUGGUAUAUUCCAGCUUCAGCUCUUACAUUUAUGGCUGUGGAAUUUCUCAGAGACCGCUUCAAUGAAGGAUUGAGCAAUCCUAACUCCCAAGAUGUUGCUAGCAUGUCGGUAGAGAAAAAGGGAUCGCCUUUACAAGGGGCAGCGUGAGAAACAUGAACCGAUCAUUUGUUCCCAUCCAAUAUAGUUUGUCGAACAUAUAGGGGCAUUUUCAUGCAUUCCAAGGAAUGAUGUUGCUGAGAAUUUUAAUAGUACGUGUACAUAAAUAUAGAGAAUAAAAGGAGAUUUUGUAUUGUAG